AUGCCUAAGCGCGUAAACUCUGAGGAAGACGAGUCAUCUGCUCAAGACACUGCGAGCGAGGUAGCCGCACCUCCGCCGAAGAAAGCUAAGAAGUCAACGGAGAAAAAGACGGAGAAGAAGGUAGAAAAAUCUAAAAAGUCGACAAAAGGAUCGUCUCCGACCACUUCCGGCGGCAAGAAGGGCGACCUUGGCAAGGUGAGUAUCUCAGCUGUCCGUACUAAAGGCAAUAUGGCUGACUUUCUUGUGUUCACGAACUCAGAGGGAGAGAAAUAUAUUGACCUAGGGAAGAGAAGACGAGCUACUGUUCGUAGCUUCAAGGGCGUUCCAUACAUCGAUAUCCGGGAAUUCUUCGGAGACGAAGACGACCUCAAGCCCGGCAAGAAGGGCAUCUCAUUAACGAAGGAACAGUGGUCGGAACUCAAAGCUAACAUGAACACGAUCGACACCCUCAUUGAAAAAUUAUAA
This is a messenger RNA of Fomitiporia mediterranea MF3/22, 465 nucleotides long. Its product is annotated as PC4-domain-containing protein. Gene Ontology annotation, biological process: positive regulation of transcription initiation by RNA polymerase II. Bases 1 to 465 code for a protein of 154 amino acids. Gene Ontology annotation, molecular function: transcription coactivator activity; DNA binding. The transcript is spliced from 5 exons. The record is from RefSeq and is a predicted model, not a curated record. NCBI's taxonomy places the organism in Eukaryota, Fungi, Basidiomycota, Agaricomycetes, Hymenochaetales, Hymenochaetaceae.